Messenger RNA from Bombus huntii, 2405 nucleotides. Its product is annotated as putative helicase mov-10-B.1. The transcript is spliced from 10 exons. The coding region runs from base 153 to 2150 and encodes 665 amino acids. The record is from RefSeq and is a predicted model, not a curated record. NCBI's taxonomy places the organism in Eukaryota, Metazoa, Arthropoda, Insecta, Hymenoptera, Apidae. Gene Ontology annotation, molecular function: 5'-3' RNA helicase activity; ATP hydrolysis activity; RNA binding.
ACAUUACUAUAAAACAAUAUAAUCUAUUAAGAUUUAUUACUAACUAGGAAACCCCGCCUUUGAAAUUACGUAUGUAUUAUAUUUGUACGUUAAAAAGCUAUUUUACUUAACCAAAAAAAUAUUUUAUUAUUUGUUCAAAUAAUCUUCUAAAUAUGGCAAAUGAAAGAAAUAAAAACAAAAGAUCUAUUAUUGGAAAAAGCACACAUUGUACCAGUUUUGGAGUAUGUAAUCGAGUGCCGUUAGCAAAAAUUGAAUUUCCAGCUGAUUUAUGUGCAGUAUUAAAUAAGACAAAACCCAAAAAUAAUAAAUUAUACAAUGAUUAUAUGAAACUUAUUAACAAUCUUCCAAAUAUAAAAAAAGUAGAACCUGAGUAUUACUUAAUAUUGUUCAAAAUUUUAUUAUAUUUAGAAGAGCAUGAGCUUUGUUUAAUUGCUGCAAAACAUAAUUUGGAAAAUCAAAAGCUUAAAUAUGUUUCUGACACAUCAUUUGAAAUCACAGUGCCUACUUUAGAUGAAGAUGAUCCAUUUAUCACUGUUGGUGAUACAUUAAAAAUUGAGGUGAAAAGAUCAAAGUCUAAAUAUACCUGUAACAUAACAGAUAUUAUAGGGAAGAAAGUAUAUGCAACAAUACGUAAAUCAUCUCUUGUAUCUCAACUUCUUGAAGAAGAAGUUAAUAUUUAUUUCUUUCCUAUGAAUUGGCAAAUAAGAUGUUUUCAUUAUGUCUUACACAUUAUGUUCAAGCAUAAUUUGAUAAACACAGUAUAUCCCAAAAUAAAUACAAAUCUUUAUACUUUACUAGAAUUUGACUUGGAUUGGGCUAAUAAAAGUAUAGCAAAAAAUAAAGAACAGAAAAUAGCAGUGAAUAAUAUUUUGAAUUAUUCGGCGUACCCUGCACCAUACAUUUUAUUUGGUCCUCCUGGUACUGGCAAAACAACAACAUUAGUUGAAACCAUUUACCAAAUUAGGAAACAGUGCAAAUCAAAAAAUAUUUUAGUAUGUGCACCUUCAAAUGCAGCAGCUGAUGAAAUUGCAAAUAGAUUAUUAUGUUUACUUCCUCAUAAAGAUGUAUUUCGGAUGUAUGCAGCAAGUAAAUGUUGUAACAAUGUAGAUGAGAAAAUUUAUCCAAAUUCAAAUUUUAUUGAUGAUAUGGUCCUUUAUUUACCAAAAGAAAUUUUUAUUUUGAAGAAGAUUGUUAUUACAACAUUAGUAACAUGUAUGAGAUUGGCGAACCUUAAAUUACGAAAUGAUCACUUUUCAUAUAUAUUUAUUGAUGAAGCCAGUCAAAGUAUAGAAUUAGAAUCAUUAAUUCCACUUAUAGUCAUGAAUUCGAAAAAUGAUACUGAAGCAUUAUAUGCACAAAUUGUUAUUGCUGGUGAUCCCUAUCAACUUGGUCCUCUAAUUAGAUGUACAAAAAUUCAACAUUUGCUUGGAAAGUCUUUAUUGGAAAGAUUAAUGGAAUGUGAACCAUAUCAAAAAGUAAACAAUAAAUAUAAUUCGCGUUAUAUAACAAAGUUAAUUCAUAAUUACCGUAGUCAAGAAGCUAUUAUACAUACAUCCAAUAAUUUAUUUUAUGAAAAGGACUUGUUAUGUGAUAAAAAAGAAAACAAACACAGCAUAAUUUCAAACUGGACAGUAUUAUCCAGGAAAACAUUCCCUAUCUUAUUUCUUGUACUUAAAGGCGAAGAAGUAAGAACACCAAAUGGAAGUGUUUACAACGAGACAGAAAUUACGGCCGUAACAAACAUUACAAAAAUAUUAAUGCGUUCCAAAUUUGGUAAUCGAAAAAUUGAAGAAGAAGAUAUUGGAAUUGUAACUCCAUUCAAGCAACAAAAAAUUAUGAUUAAAAGAAGUUUAAACUUGUAUAAAUUAAACAACAUAGCUGUUGGGACAGUAGAGAUAUUUCAAGGACAAGAAAAAGAAAUUAUAGUCCUAAGCACAGUACGUUCACAAACUUUUAAGCACCAUGGUAAACAACAUCUCGGUUUCUUAGCUAAUCCAAAGAGGUUUAAUGUUGCCUUAACAAGAGCAAAAGAUUUAUUAAUAAUAGUAGGAAAUCCAUCUAUUCUUUGUGAAGACAAAUAUUGGAAUACUUUGUGGAAAUACUGUCAAAAAAAUAAUGCAUAUAUUGCUAUUGAUGAAAAUCUUAUCUAAAAAUUAUUGACAUUUUUGAUAUAUAAUAAUGAAUUAUUCAUUGAUAGAACACAAACUAUUUUUUUAUGAGAUGAAUAAUCUAUUAAUAUGUAUAGAAACUUCUUUCUGUGUGUUUAUGUUUUCAUUAUUUAUGCAUUUAUUAUGUAUAUAUUCAUAUUAAGAUUUUAAUAUUUAAAUAAGUUUGUUAGAUAUUAACUUGGAUAUAAAUAAAUAGAUAAAUACAUAUAAAAAAUAAAAAUUUGCAUUUUCGUUUAA